Messenger RNA from Dalotia coriaria, 1217 nucleotides. RefSeq names its product E3 ubiquitin-protein ligase PPP1R11. The coding region runs from base 179 to 559 and encodes 126 amino acids. NCBI's taxonomy places the organism in Eukaryota, Metazoa, Arthropoda, Insecta, Coleoptera, Staphylinidae. The transcript has 3 exons. Gene Ontology annotation, molecular function: protein serine/threonine phosphatase inhibitor activity; protein phosphatase 1 binding. Gene Ontology annotation, cellular component: nucleus. The record is from RefSeq and is a predicted model, not a curated record.
AAAGUUGUUUCGGUUGCGAACAUGCCCUUUCUGCACGAGGAAAACCGCUGCGGCUCACAGAUAAUCUGAUACAAUUUGCCAAUUAAAGUGCGAAGUAAAGCAAAUUGUUAAACGUCGCCGGGUGCGAACGCGUCGUUAUUGAUCAAAUUGCCCAGUACAAGUUGUGUUUUCUGCAAUCAUGGCCGAUCCGAGCGCUGGCAAUUCGCAGUCGCAGCACAGGAAUGUGGAAGGCACAACAUCGACGACGAUCACAAUUGAUAGGACGGACGCACAAACGCAGGAAGCAACAGUACAAUUGAAGCUGAGGAAAGCCAGUGGUGAUAGAAAAGUAAAAUGGUCGUCGGAAACAGUGGACAAUGAACACAUGGAUAAAAAGAAAUCAAAAUGUUGUUGUAUUUAUAAGAAAGCUCGACCCUUUGGGGAAAGCAGCUCAGAGGAUGAUAGCGACGAUGAAUGCGAUCACCACCAUGCCAAACCUAAACGAGACAAAACUAUGAAUACUGAAGAUACAACUUGUGAAAUGCACGAUCCUCCAUUGGAGACAGUUCCUUCAGAAUAAACUAGUGUUAAAAAAAUAACUAAUAACUAAAUUUAAUAUUGUUACACUAUAUUACUAAUAUAGAUAAAUCUACCAUGUUCAAAAUAAGAAGGAACUUGUUUUUGCAUUUACUAUAUUUACAUAAAACUUGAAAUAUUUAUAUACGAAUGCAAUUGAUUUUGAACAGUGAACAAAAUAUUUAUUUUAAAUGAUUAAGACUUUGCCAAUAAUAUGCCAUGCAAUAUUUUUAUAUUUUGUCUUUGACAUCGCUGAAAUGCGAUUUGAAAAUCCGUAACGUGAUUCAUACUUAUAAUUUAUUACUAAGAUUUUGUAAGACGUUAAUGGUUGAUUUAGUAGAAGAAAAGACAAUUAACAUACAUUCUAAAGAAAAGUAAGAUCUCGAUUAGAGUUCCCAGAAAUUGAACGUGAUAUUUACAUGUUUGUAUUUGAUAUUGACCAGAAGAACUACUCAAAGUAUUCCUAGUAUCUUUAAUGUAUGAUGGUUUUUUGUUAUGUUACGUGAAAGAUUGCAUGUUUUGGAAAAACACUUAUUCUGACAAAAUUGAAAAUGGUAGAACGUUAAUUAAAAUUGUAAAGAUAUGAUGUGAGGAUAUUGAAGUUUGUUACCGGUAUUUUUAAUUGUGAUUUAAACUAUAACUAAAAUCAAACUUAACAAAUG